AUGUCUCUGUGGGGUCUGGUCUCCAAAAUGCCCCCAGAAAAACUGCAGCGGCUCUAUGUCGACUUUCCUCAACACCUGCGGCAUCUCCUGGGUGACUGGCUGGAGAACCAGCCCUGGGAAUUCCUUGUCGGCUCAGACACCUUCUGCUGCAACAUGGCCAGCGCCCUACUUUCUGCCACUGUCCAGAGCCUCCAGACCUCAGCCGGAGAGCAGGGGGAGGGGAGCACCAUCUUGCAACACAUCAGCACUCUGGAGAGCAUAUAUCAGAGGGACCCCCUGAAGCUGGUGGCCACUUGCCGACACAUACUUCAAGGUGAAAAAAAAGCUGUUAUGGAGCAGUUCCACCACCUGCCAAUGUCCUUCCACUGGAAGCAGGAGGAACUCAAGUUUAACACAGUCCUACGGAGGGUGCAGCACCGGGUCGGGGAGACCCGCCUUCUCCGGGAGGCCCUGCAGCCUGGAGCUGAGGCUGGCCAAGUGUCUCUGCACAGCUUGAUAGAAACGCCUGCCAAUGGGACUGGGCCAAGUGAGGCCCUGGUCACGCUGCUGCAGGAGACUGUUGGUGAGCUGGAAGCUGCUCAGGCCCUGGUGCUGAAGAGGAUCCAGAUAUGGAAGCGGCAACAGCAGCUGGCAGGGAAUGGUGCGCCCUUUGAGGAGAGCCUGGCUCCACUACAAGAGAGGUGUGAGAGCCUGGUGGACAUUUAUUCCCAGCUGCAGCAGGAGGUGGGGGCAGCUGGUGGGGAGCUUGAUCCCAAGACCCGGGCAGCGCUGAUUAGCCGACUGGAUGAAGUCCUGCGUACACUUGUCGCCAGCUCUUUCCUGGUGGAAAAGCAGCCCCCCCAGGUUCUGAAAACUCAGACCAAGUUCCAGGCCGGGGUUCGAUUCCUGCUGGGCCUGCGGUUCCUGGGGGCCCCAGCCAAGCCUCCGCUGGUCAGGGCCGACAUGGUCACGGAGAAGCAGGCGAGGGAGCUGAGCAUGCCCCAGGGGCCCGGAGCUGGAGCAGAAAGCACAGGGGAGAUCAUCAACAACACCGUGCCCCUGGAGAACAGCGUUCCUGGGAACUGCUGCUCCGCGCUGUUCAAGAACCUGCUUCUGAAGAAAAUCAAGCGGUGUGAGCGGAAGGGCACCGAAUCUGUCACCGAGGAGAAGUGUGCCGUGCUCUUCUCCACCAGCCUCACGCUCGGCCCCAACAAACUCCCCAUCCAGCUCCAGGCCCUGUCUCUGCCCCUGGUGGUCAUCGUCCAUGGCAACCAAGACAAUAACGCCAAGGCCACCAUCCUGUGGGACAAUGCCUUCUCUGAGAUGGACCGCGUGCCCUUUGUGGUGGCUGAGCGGGUGCCCUGGGAGAAGAUGUGUGAAACUCUGAACCUCAAGUUCAUGGCUGAAGUGGGGACCAGCCGGGGGUUACUCCCGGAGCACUUCCUCUUCCUGGCCCAGAAGAUCUUCAAUGACAACAGCCUCAGUAUGGAGGCCUUCCAGCACCGUUCCGUGUCCUGGUCACAGUUCAACAAGGAGAUCCUGCUGGGUCGUGGCUUCACCUUUUGGCAGUGGUUUGACGGUGUCCUGGAUCUCACCAAACGCUGUCUCCGGAGCUACUGGUCAGACCGGCUGAUCAUUGGCUUCAUCAGCAAACAGUACGUCACUAGCCUUCUCCUCAACGAGCCUGAUGGAACCUUCCUCCUUCGGUUCAGCGACUCAGAGAUUGGGGGCAUCACCAUUGCCCACGUCAUCCGCGGCCAGGAUGGCUCCCCACAGAUAGAGAACAUCCAGCCGUUCUCUGCCAAAGACCUGUCCAUUCGCUCACUUGGGGACCGAAUCCGGGACCUCGCUCAGCUCAAAAACCUCUACCCCAAGAAACCCAAGGAUGAGGCUUUUCGGAGCCACUACAAACCUGAGCAGAUGGGUAAGGAUGGCAGGGGUUAUGUCCCAGCUACAAUCAAGAUGACUGUGGAAAGGGACCAACCACUUCCCACCCCAGAGCCCCAAAUGCCUACCAUGGUGCCUUCUUACGAUCUUGGAAUGGCCCCUGACUCCUCCAUGAACCUGCAGCUCUGCCCAGAUAUGGUGCCCCAAGUGUACCCACCACGCUCUCACUCCAUCCCCUCAUAUCCAGCCCUCCCCGGGGAAGAAUCAGUCAAUAUGUUGCCAGCCUUCCAGGAACCUCACCUGCCGAUGCCUCCCAGUCUGAGCCAGAUGAGCCUGCCCUUUGACCAACCUCAUCCGCAGGGCCUGCUGCCGUGCCCGCCGCAGGAUCACGCCGUGUCCAGCCCCGAGCCCUUGCUCUGCUCAGACGUGGCCAUGGCAGAGGACAGCUGCCUGAGCCAGCCAGUGGGGGGGUUCCCUCAAGGCACCUGGGUCCGUGAAGACAUGUUCCCGCCCUUGUUGCCUCCGACGGAACAGGACCUAACCAAGCUUCUCUUGGAGGGACAAGGGGAGUCAGGGGGAGGGUCCUUGGGAGCCCAGCCCCUCCUGCAGCCCUCCCCCUACGGGCAGUCUGGGAUCUCAAUGUCCCACCUGGACCUAAGGGCUAACCCCAGCUGGUGA
Rangifer tarandus platyrhynchus (Svalbard reindeer) is the source of this 2544-nucleotide messenger RNA. Lineage: Eukaryota; Metazoa; Chordata; Mammalia; Artiodactyla; Cervidae. The record is from the annotation of a GenBank genome assembly.